CUUCUGGUGGCCUAUCAUUAACUAUGAAUCAAUCAAUCAUCAGUUGAGGAUGUGUGAAGUCUGAAUAAACUAAUGAAUGAUAUGCAUCACCUGAAAAGGAAGGGCUUAUAUCUCUCAGAUCGAAUUGACUCUCACUUUUUUAUUCAUUUAUCGCAAAAGCGUCACCGUCCCCUGAUCUGACUCUAACGGCCGAUUUCUUUGAAGAGGCAACCAAUAAUGGCUUUGGCGUCCAACUUGGCGGGAAACUUUUGCUAUAAAUACCGGCCAAAGUAGCCUUUUUCAUCAUCCACAACUGAACAGCUCACCCAAUUAAUUAUCUUCAAGCUCUCCUGCUUCCUUUCAUCAACAAGCCACUGAGAUAUAAUCUCUCUUUCUAUCGCUACUUUGUUUCUCUGUUACUUUCACUGAAAUAGUAAUGGCUAUCCCUGUGAUCGAUUUCUCAAAGCUCAAUGGGGAAGAAAGGGCAAAAGCUAUGGCUCAGCUCGCUAAUGGAUUUGAAGAAUGGGGUUUUUUUCAGUUGGUCAACCAUGGUAUUCCUGAGGAGCUUCUGGAGAGGGUGAAGAAGGUGUGCUCUGAGUACUAUAAACUGGAAAGAGAGGAAAAUUUCAAGAACUCAUCCUCGGUGAGUCUGCUCAACGAAUUAGUUGAAAAGAAGAGCGGUGAGAAGUCAGAGAGCGUGGACUGGGAAGAUGUCGUCACUCUCCUGGACGAUAAUGAAUGGCCUCAAAGAACAACUGGAUUCAGGGAAACCAUGGCAGAAUACAGAAGUGAGCUAAAGAAAUUGGCCGAGAAAGUUAUGGAAGUAAUGGAUGAGAACUUGGGAUUACCCAGAGGAUACAUCAAGAAGGCAUUCAAUGGAGGAGAUGGAGACAACGCCUUCUUCGGAACCAAGGUAAGCCACUACCCACCAUGCCCCAAUCCAGAGCUCGUUUACGGCCUCCGAGCUCACACCGACGCCGGAGGCGUCAUCCUGUUGUUCCAAGAUGAUCAGGUGGGCGGCCUUCAAAUGCUCAAGGACGGCCAAUGGAUUGACGUUCAGCCAUUGAAAAACGCCAUAGUCAUCAACACUGGUGAUCAGAUCGAGGUGCUGAGCAAUGGUCGGUAUAAGAGUUGCUGGCAUAGGGUUCUGGCCACGCCAGAUGGGAACAGAAGAUCGAUCGCUUCUUUCUACAAUCCGUCGCUGCGAGCCACCAUAUGCCCUGCACCGCAAUUGCUCGAGAAAGAAAGCGAACAAGUGGAUUGCGCUUACCCUAAAUUCGUAUUCGGGGAUUACAUGUCUGUCUAUGCUCAGCAGAAAUUCCUCGCAAAAGAGCCAAGGUUUCAAGCCGUUAGAGCCGUGUGAGAAAAAUGGAGUGAAAAACACAAGACGUGUGUGUACUUAAGAUGCUAAUACUUUUCACUUUUUUUCACUGAAAUUAGUUCCCUUCUCUCUACAUUUUUUCCAAAACUUCACUUUUCUAAUACUAUUUCAAAACUUCAUUUGGGUUCAUUGGUCCUUGUGAUAUAAUCAAGAGUUGGGCUUGAUACAUCCGUUGCGAGUGUAAGGAAG
Messenger RNA from Neltuma alba, 1549 nucleotides. RefSeq names its product 1-aminocyclopropane-1-carboxylate oxidase 5-like. Lineage: Eukaryota; Viridiplantae; Streptophyta; Magnoliopsida; Fabales; Fabaceae. Bases 416 to 1342 code for a protein of 308 amino acids. The transcript has 3 exons. The record is from RefSeq and is a predicted model, not a curated record.